Messenger RNA from Drechmeria coniospora, 1266 nucleotides. Its product is annotated as 4-hydroxyphenylpyruvate dioxygenase. The record is from RefSeq and is a predicted model, not a curated record. Lineage: Eukaryota; Fungi; Ascomycota; Sordariomycetes; Hypocreales; Ophiocordycipitaceae. Bases 1 to 1266 code for a protein of 421 amino acids. The transcript has a single exon. Gene Ontology annotation, biological process: L-tyrosine catabolic process. Gene Ontology annotation, molecular function: 4-hydroxyphenylpyruvate dioxygenase activity.
AUGGCUCCUUCGGCCGUCACCCCUGAGCCGCGGAACUCGUCGACCGAUCCCGCGGCCCAGGUCCAAGCCGUCCCCGAUGGCACUCGAGAUCCCUCGUCGCCGGCCGGCAACUUCACAGGCUACGACCACGUCACCUGGUGGGUGGGUAACGCGAAGCAGGCGGCCGCCUACUACGUCCAGCUCUUCGGCUUCAAGGCCGUCGCCUACCGCGGGCUCGAGACCGGCAGCCGGUACUUUGCCUCGUACGUCGUCGCCAACAACGGCGUCCGCUUCGUCUUCACCUCGCCGCUGCGCUCCGCCGUCCACCUCCCCGCCGAGGAAGCCAUCACGCCGGCGGAGAAGAAGCUCCUCGUCGAGAUGCACGCCCACCUCGAGAGGCACGGCGACGCCGUCAAGGAUGUCGCCUUCGAGGUCGACAACGUCGAGGGCGUCUACCGCAAGGCCGUCAAGGAGGGCGCCGUCGCCGUCCAGGACCCCCAGGUCCUCGUCGACCCCGAGCACGGCUCCGUCGUGACGGCCGUCAUCAACACCUACGGCGACACCACCCACACCCUCAUCAGCCGCCUCGACUACUCCGGUCCCUUCCUCCCCGGCUUCCGCGAUGCUAAGAAGUCGUCGUCGUCCGUCACCCUCCCCGACGUCCGCCUCGCCCGCAUCGACCACUGCGUCGGGAACCAGGACUGGAACGAGAUGGUCUCGGCCUGCGCCUUUUACGAGCAGUGCCUCUCCUUCCACCGCUUCUGGUCCGUCGACGACUCCCAGAUCUGCACCGAGUUCUCCGCCCUGAGCUCCAUCGUCAUGGCCUCGCCCAACAACCUCGUCAAGAUGCCCAUCAACGAGCCGGCCGCGGGCAAGAAGAAGUCGCAGAUCGAGGAGUACGUCAUUUUCAACGCCGGCGCCGGCGUCCAGCACAUCGCCCUGCUCACCCACAACAUCAUCGAGGCCGUCACCGCCUUGCGGGCGCGCGGCGUCGAGUUCAUCAACGUCCCGACCACCUACUACGACACCAUGCGCCAGCGGCUCAAGACGGAGAAGCGCAACUGGGAGCUGCAGGAGGAUCUCGACACCAUCGAGCGCCUCAACAUCCUCAUCGACUACGACGAGGCCGGCUACCUGCUCCAGCUCUUCACCAAACCCCUCAUGGACCGCCCCACCGUCUUCGUCGAGAUCAUUCAGCGCAACGACUUUGAAGGUUUCGGCGCCGGCAACUUCAAGAGCCUGUUCGAGGCCAUCGAGCGCGAGCAGGCCGAGAGGGGGAACCUGUAG